Tachysurus fulvidraco (yellow catfish) is the source of this 2956-nucleotide messenger RNA. It is a transcript of the gene cybb, whose product is annotated as cytochrome b-245 heavy chain. The record is from RefSeq and is a predicted model, not a curated record. The transcript has 13 exons. The coding region runs from base 118 to 1812 and encodes 564 amino acids. Gene Ontology annotation, cellular component: NADPH oxidase complex; plasma membrane. Gene Ontology annotation, biological process: defense response; superoxide anion generation. Gene Ontology annotation, molecular function: superoxide-generating NAD(P)H oxidase activity. Lineage: Eukaryota; Metazoa; Chordata; Actinopteri; Siluriformes; Bagridae.
CCUCCCUGCUUAAAUACCAAACACUUCUCACUUAUGUACUGUACCUCACUCUGUCUCUUUACCACGUAACACACACACACACACACAUAUAUAUACACCCUCGUUUAUUCUUUCAGCAUGGGCAACUUUGCAGCAAAUGAAGGACUUUCCGUUGUUGUUAUACUGGUAUGGCUUGGAAUCAACGCUUACCUAUUUGUCCAGUUCUACCGGGCAUUUCUGAUCGAACGUUUCUUCUACAGCAGGGUCAUCCUUGGGCACGCUCUGCCCUGGGCGAGAGCCCCAGCUGCGUGUCUGAACUUUAACUGCAUGUUGAUCCUCCUGCCUGUCUGUCGCAACCUUCUGUCCUUCCUCCGAGGCUCCAUACAGUGUUGUAGCCGUACAGCUGCCCGUCAGCUUGACAGAAACAUCACUUUCCACAAGUUGGUAGCCUACAUGAUUGCCUUCCACACAGCGGUGCACACCAUCGCUCAUCUGUUUAAUUUUGAGCGCUUCGAGUCUGCACAGCGGGAAGACAACAACAGGUCACUGCCCCACGUUCUGUCUCUGAUUGGAAACAAGGACAAUGAGUCUUACCUCAACCCCAUCCGGUCCAGUGAGACUAGCCAGACCAUUACCAUGUUCACCACGAUCGCAGGACUAACAGGCGUCGUGAUCACCCUCUCCCUCAUCCUCAUCAUUACCUCCUCCAUGGAGGUCAUUCGCAGGUCCUAUUUUGAGGUGUUCUGGUUCACCCAUCACCUCUUUAUCAUCUUUUUCAUUGGACUUGUGCUCCAUGGGGUCGGUCGCAUUGUACGAGGUCAGACCCCUGACAGUGUAAAGCAUCAUAGACCUCAAAACUGUAGCGAGCGGUUUGAAAGAUGGGGCCUGGACCAGGACUGUCCUACACCGGUUUUUGCUGGAAAUAAACCAGGGACAUGGCAGUGGGUCCUUGGGCCAAUGAUCUUGUACGUGUUCGAGAUGCUUGUGCGAUUCUACCGCUCAAAACAGAAGGUGGUUAUCACCAAGGUAGUGAUGCAUCCAUCCAAGACCUUGGAGCUGCAGUUGAAAAAGAAAGGCUUUAAAAUGGAGGUGGGUCAGUACAUCUUUAUGAAGUGUCCGUCCAUCUCGCACCUGGAGUGGCAUCCAUUCACCCUGACCUCCGCUCCCGAGGAAGACCACUUCAGCAUCCACAUCCGUAUUGUUGGAGACUGGACUGAUGCCCUGUACAAGGCAUGUGGUGGGGACAAGAGCGGAGUUCAGGAUGCCUGGGAACUUCCCAAGGUGGCAGUGGACGGCCCCUUUGGCACGGCAAGUGAGGACGUUUUCCGCUACGAGGUGGUCAUGCUAGUUGGUGCAGGCAUUGGUGUUACUCCCUUUGCAUCCAUCCUCAAGUCUGUGUGGUACAAAACUGUCCAGCAAAACACCAACGUGUUCACCAAAAAGAUCUAUUUUUAUUGGCUGUGUCCAGAGACAGAAGCGUUUGAAUGGUUUGCAGACCUGCUACAGUCCCUGGAGCGGCAGAUGAACGAGAAAAACAUGAUCGACUUCCUCAAUUACAACAUUUACCUCACUCGCUGGAAGGAGACAGAGGCUGCUCACUUCCGAGUUCACCAUGAAGCAGAAAAUGACCCCAUCACUGGCCUGAAGCAGAAAACUCUGUAUGGAAAACCUAACUGGGAAAAUGAGUUUAGCACUAUCGCUACCAGCCACCCAGGGUCUAAAGUUGGGGUAUUUCUCUGUGGACCGGGUGCUCUGGGGAAAGCCUUAGAAAAACAAUGCAUCAGCCAGUCAAAGGCCGGAGUCAAAUUCAUUUUCAACAAGGAAAACUUCUAAUCUUGGAUAAUCGAUAGUAGAUAGGUACAGCUUUAAAUAAUCAAAAUCUCAUUUGUAGUGAAUUUAUGCAAUAAACACGAGGGGAAAAAACAGUUUACUCAAAAUGUGAUGGAUAGCUACUGUACUGGAACAUUGAUAGGUUUCAUAGAUGUGGUGAAAUAAAUCCAGGAUUCCAAUGUUGAAAUCUAUGCUAGCUCAAAACACCUCAGUUUAUCAAUUUAUUAACAUAUCACCUCAAUUUAUUAACAUAAAACUUUUUUUUUUAUAAAAAUUGCCCAAAGCCCCAUUUGUCCAUUUAUCAUGACAUUUCCUGUUUAGUUCCUGUUGUCUCAUUAUAACAGCUCUAAACAUGCUUAAUAUUUUUUCCUCUCUGUUGAUUGGCCAGAAAACCAAAAACACAACUUUUUGUGUUAAGAAGAAAUCCUAAUGUUCCUUCUAAAUAAUCGUCCUCACGGAAAAAAUCACAGUUAAAAUCUGUUGCUUAUUUUAUUUGUUAAAAGUUGUUGCUUAUUUUAUUUCUUUUGUGUAGUGUGUGUUGAAAUGACACAAAGUCUGAGAGAUUUUUUUUAACAUUAUGCUGAAUUAAUAUAUAUUCUGUAAAGCUGCUUUGUGACAAUGUCCGGUGCUAAAGGCUCUAUAGAAAUAGAAUAUAAUUGAGCUGAAAUUGUAGCUUGUGGAUGAAUAGCUUAAAGGAUGAAUGAGUUAUUGGAUGAGGCAAAAGAUCGUCUGUGAAAAGGUGUUAAUUAGGAAGCUUUUGCUUGCAGUAAGAGAGUAAUAGCUGUAAUGAUAGAAAUAGCUGAAAGAUCAUUAUUUUGCACUGAUGUAUGUUGACUAUGAAACUGUGCAGAACACAUUCGUCACAUUUUUAAGCCUGCUUAAGUACCCAGUGGGCUUUUUUUUUCUUUCUUUUUUCCUUUUUUGGUCUUUUUCUUAUCUUUCGUUCUCUUUCAUUUACUUCUUUACUUCAAAAGAUUUCAUUCCAACAUUAUGAAAUCACAUUGUGAAACGAUUUUGUGUUGCAGAAGUGUUUUGAGAAAGAGCUGCUGUGGGUUUUAUUUCCUCUUUUCUUUGCCGUUGUGCUAAUUAGGAAAAGUUUCUGCAGUAAUGACAAUUGUGGACAAAUCACAAUAAAAAUUCAAACAAG